Monascus purpureus is the source of this 2118-nucleotide messenger RNA. The record is from the annotation of a GenBank genome assembly. NCBI's taxonomy places the organism in Eukaryota, Fungi, Ascomycota, Eurotiomycetes, Eurotiales, Aspergillaceae.
AUGGCUCCGAAGCAGAAAUCUGGCGGAGGGUCAGCCAAGAAGGGGAAUAAUGCUGCGGAAGAGGUUGAGGAGUCACUGCAGGCUGUGGUUCUUGCAGAUACUUUCGAGACCCGAUUUGAACCGUUUACUUUGGAUCGACCUAGGUGCCUUCUGCCGCUUGCGAAUACCCCUCUGAUCGAAUAUACGCUUGAAUUCCUGGCGAAUGCCGGCGUCCAGGAUAUUUUCCUCUACGGUGGAGCUCAUUCUGAUCAGGUGGAGAAGUAUAUCAAUGCUUCGAAAUGGAGAGCAGCAUCUUCGCCGUUUAAACAGUUGACCUUCCUCAAAUCCACUUCUACCUCCGUUGGAGAUGUCAUGCGCGACUUGGAUGGAAAGCAUCUUAUCACCGGAGACUUCAUCGUCGUGAGCGGCGAUGUUGUCAGCAACUUGCCCAUCGAAUCUGCAUUGGCUAAACAUCGCGCUCGUCGUGAGACCGACAAGAAUGCGAUCAUGACAAUGAUUCUACGGGAAGCGGGUAGGGAUCAUAGGACAAAAUCUUCGUCAUAUACUCCCGUUUUUGUCAUCGAUCCUACCAAAGACAGGUGCUUACAUUACGAGGAGAUCGAUAACCAUACCGAAACUUCCCACCACCUUACAAUAGAUACCGACAUUAUCACAUCCCACGCGGAGCUUGAUAUCCGUCAAGAUCUGAUUGACUGCAGUAUUGAUAUUUGCACGCCUGAUGUGUUGAGUCUGUGGUCUGAUAGUUUUGACUAUCAAUCACCGCGGAAGCACUUCCUGUAUGGUGUCCUGAAAGACUAUGAACUGAACGGAAAGACAAUUCACACAUACAUCAUUAAGGACCACUACGCAGCUAAGGUAAGGAACCUAAAGGCGUACGAUGCUAUCAGCAAGGAUGUCAUCUCCCGCUGGACGUAUCCAUUGUGCCCGGACACGAAUCUGCUCCCCGGACACACUUUCGACUUGCGAAAAGGAAAUCUCUAUCAAGAGCAAGGUGUGACUCUUGCGCGGUCCUGUGUGGUCGGCCGUCGCACUGUCAUUGGCCACGGCACCAGCAUCGGCGACAAAACCACAGUUAGUAACACUGUUCUCGGGAGGAAUUGUAGGAUUGGCAAGAAUGUGACUCUGGACGGUACUUACAUCUGGGAUGAUGUAAUUAUUGGCGACGGGGCCGAUGUCCGUCGUGCUAUCAUCGCUGAUGGGGCUGUGGUAGGAAAGGGUUGCACCAUUGAACCAGGCGCCCUUCUCUCUUUCGGAGUGAAGAUCGCGGAUGGGAAGACUGUUGGCACGGGGCAGCGUAUAACAAAGUCACAGAGUGAUGUACAGGGUGGUCGCCCCAGUGAUCCAGCGGUCGUUGGCGAGGGCGGAGAGGGCUACGAGUUCGUCCACUACGAGGAUGAGGAAGAAGACGACACCGCGAGCAUGGCUUCUUCAGGACUACUUUACAAUAUGUCAGAGCUAGCUCUCUCGUCUGAAUCCCUUUCAACGCUGUCAUCAGAGAUAUCCGAUGAACAAUUCUACACCAGAUCCCGCUCGGGAAGCAUGGCGACCUCUCUUUCGGAGGAUGAGGAACAGGACCAUUUCCACCAUGACGCGGCUGCCAGUGUCUUCGACAGCUUGAAGGACGGCGUGACACCGGACGUGGUCGGUUUGGAACUGGUCAGUCUACGAAUGACAGCCAACGCUUCUGACCAUCAAGUGCGGAAGGCUGUGGUCGCCGCAUUCAUGAAGCGGAUCCAACAGCUCAUGGACGCCGGCAAGGGUGCCGGCGAAGCAGCGCGCGAGGUCUUUGGGACAUACCGUGAGGUCGUGGAACGGAGCCUGUUCGACCAUGAAAAGUCACAGAAACCGGAUCAGGUUGAUUUAUUACUCCUCAUUCAGCAGGAUCUUGCACAUCGGAGUAGAGGCGAGACGGUUCUUCUAUUCGCGGCUAAGGAGUUGUAUGACUUGGAGAUUGUGGAGGAGGAAGCCUACGAGCAAUGGUGGGCCAAUGAGAAUUCCACCAAGACCGAGGAGAUGAGGAAAGUUCGAAGUCAGACACAGCAGUUUGUGGAUUGGCUUGCUAAUGCGGAGGAGGAAGAGAGUAGCGAAGAGGAAGAUGACGAUGAAGAUGAAGAAUGA